Molecule: messenger RNA, 2370 nt
Organism: Geodia barretti
Lineage: Eukaryota; Metazoa; Porifera; Demospongiae; Tetractinellida; Geodiidae
Source: the annotation of a GenBank genome assembly
UUGACGAAAAAACAAUUUUCAAGCGCGACGCCAGAUGGCGGCUGAAGAAGGGAUAUCGCGAGUUAGCGCUCCCAUAAUCCUGCUCCUGGAGGCUCUAGUGUCCCUACUUCUAGACGUGUACCUGCGUGGAUUACGGGGAUAUCCGAGGCAGAAUCGUGGUAUCAGUUACCACGUCCUUCUGGUGCCUGCGUUCUCUUCAUCAUCUUCUGUCCUGCCCGUGGACGUGUCGUCGGGCCUUCUACACCUGCUGCCUCGAGAACGUAAGCGUGACCGAAGAACACGGAGGCUCAGGGGCCGCAAGUAUACGGAGGCAUGCGACUGCUCCGGAACGUCGGCCGGGACCCACUUCCGAGUGUAUUGGGAACCGUACUCGCGAGUGCCUACGAGUGCUUCCAGGCCCUACUCGGUUCAUCCUGCUUCGACUCCAUGAAGAUCACUCUGGUUCAUCAUCUACUGGUGUUUUUCGUCCUCUCCUGGGUGGUGAUUCCUUGGGACAGUCGUAAGUGCUGGCAAGUUAUUCUCUGUGUGGAAGAAGAUUGUGCGGAUGCUGGUCGAGAACAUUCUCAUUUACCUCUCCUCUUCGUCAUUUUCUUCAUUCUCUUGUGUACUCGUGGGUCAUCAAGAAGAUAGUGGCACUCCAGAGACUCCAUGGUGAUAGCCACUGCCUCUAACACGUGGGGACUAGUUAUCCUAACUCUUCUCCUUGGCUAUGGUAUUGUAGAGGUUCCGCUCGCUGUGGAAUGCGUCUCGGAGAUCGUACACACUGAGUCACUGCUACUUCAAGGCCGCCAAGUUGUGCACCGACAUGUCUGAAGCUGACGAGAAACUCAGCGAUGCUGUUGAGAGAGUGAACAAGGUGACCCAGAGACUCCACUACAACGACCCGCUGCGCAAAUACGUCGACAUCAUCAUAAAGAAGUUUCCGGAAGAAGUCCAGGCAGAGUUCAACAAAGGUCACGACGACUACGAGGACUAUAGGGAGACCAGUGGAGAGGACAGUCUCUGUAAGAGCUCUCUCGAGAAGCUGCUGAAACAGUCGAUGAAGGCUGUUCGGAUGUCACGGAGCACUCACAUUCAGUGGGAGAUCCUCACAGACCAGUGUCUCGAUCUGGAAGACGUGGAACAAAACCGCCACUCCAACUCACGGUUUUUCAAGUCUUCCCUUCGACCCAGUCCAACAACAUUCCUGCAGAGACAUCUACCUUAUCUUGAAUGGCAUUGGAAGGUGUGGCUGAGGAGUUGGGUGUACCGUGCCGUUGCCGUGUGCCUGGUCUUCCUCUCCGUCACCAUAGUCUGGUCAGAGGUGACCUUUAGUAUCGACCCUCCGAACCACGACAUCCACCUCUCCUUCUUCGCCUUCCUCGUCUACGCCGGACACAAGUUCCAGAACUACAUCACGGUUGAGAUUCUAUCAGUUGGUGUGGUUGCGUACCUCAGCCUGUGUGCGUACUUCACGGCGUUCCGGAUCAGAAUCUUCAACCUGUACAACCUGGCACCUCGUCACUCGACCGACGAGUACAGCCUCCUCUUCAGUGCAGUGUUACUGAGUCGACUAGCUCUCCCGGUGUGUCUGAACUAUCUCUACAUGAUCCAGGUGGUGCGACUGGUUCACCACGACAACGAAGACAAAGUCCCACAGACCGCCUUUGCCUACGCAACGGGCAAUACAUCGCUGGUCCCCUGGCUGACCAGCUAUUUCUACAUCUACUACCCAGCACUCAUCCUCCUCGUCUGCAUCGCCACCUUACUCAGCUGCGGUACUCGCCUCGCCUCCGUCUUCGGCUACCAAAAGUUCAUCGGGGAGGACGACUUCUCGGCCGAUUACAUCGACGAAGGAAAGGUCCUCAUGAAACGAGAGAGGAGGCUGAGAGAGAGGAGUCUAAGGGAGGAGGGAAACACUGGGUCGCAGAGAAGACGGCUGAACUCCUUCGAACAACUCAAGUUGUCACGAGCAGUUCGCUACAGCCACCAGCGAAGAGAGAGGGCUCCAGUGUCGGAAGAAUCUCGUCUCCAAAAACUCACCACACAGGUAAAGGGUUUGGCUACUAGAGGAAAAGAGAAGGUUUCGGCCAAGUACAGUAAGAGGGACGACACCGUCGAGUUACUGAAUCGCUCCUCCGCCACCUCCAGCGACAGCACGUCUGUGGGUGGCCAAAGGUCACUACGCAGCUACCAGCCUCGCCGUGGCGACCCUCCACCAUCAAACCUAUUCAACGACAUCUGAAUAAAGUAUUUUUCAUCUGAAACUGCGAAACAGAUUAUUAAUCCACGACCAUCCGUUUUUCUAAUAAACAAGCUGAACCAAUGUUGAUUUUUUCAUCUAAAAUUCUGUUGCAAGAUCAGUUUUUUAAACUUCUAUUGAUCACAGCA